This is a messenger RNA of Brettanomyces nanus, 1239 nucleotides long. RefSeq lists its product as uncharacterized. The record is from RefSeq and is a predicted model, not a curated record. Gene Ontology annotation, cellular component: alpha DNA polymerase:primase complex. Lineage: Eukaryota; Fungi; Ascomycota; Pichiomycetes; Pichiales; Pichiaceae. Gene Ontology annotation, biological process: DNA replication, synthesis of primer. The transcript has a single exon. The coding region runs from base 1 to 1239 and encodes 412 amino acids.
AUGUCCAACGGUGAUACCACGAAACCUCCGAAAAAGAUGACCAACGAGCCCUAUAAACCUUCGUCGGCGGAUUUCGCCAACUAUUACGAGAAUUUCAUGCCAUAUAAAUCGAUCUUUCUAUGGCUUAAUCAUUCUCAAGCUCCGCAGAACGAUUUCACCCAUAGGGAAUUUGCAUUUGAGUAUAAAUCAGGAGCAUAUCAGCGAUACAAUUCGUUUGCAAAUGCGCAGGAAUUCAGGAAUACGGUAGUAAAAGCACAACCGGUGAGAUUUGAAGUCGGUGCAGUGUAUCCAAUUGAACCUAAACUAAGGAAAAGCGUGUCUAAGAACAUGAUGAAGCCUUUGAUGAAAGAGUUUGUUCUCGAUAUUGAUCUUACAGAUUAUGAUGACGUCAGAACAUGCUGUUCCGGUACCAAGAUCUGUCCGAAAUGCUGGAAAUUCAUUACUUUAGCCAUUAAAAUUGUGGAUGCAGCACUUCGAGAGGACUUUGGAUUCCAGAAAUUGAUAUGGGUCUUCUCUGGAAGAAGGGGUGUGCAUUGUUGGAUCAGUGACUAUCGUGUGAGGAUUUUGGACGAGCCCAAAAGACGGGCAAUAGUGGAAUAUUUGGACAUUUUGAACGUGAAAUCCAAGAAUAAAUCUGGAAUUGCCCUAAGAAAGCCAUACCAUCCGCAUGUAGAGAGAUCAUUUGAAAUUCUUAGGGACCAGUUUGUCGAUAUAAUUAUUAGAGAGCAGGAUCCAUGGCGUCUUGAUGAUCGAUACCAAGAUUUGGCCAGAUCUGUUCCUGAUUACAGACUCAGUUCGGCUCUUUUGAAGCAUUGGAAAGAGGACCCUGGUAGUUCUAGUGCGUCCAAAUGGAGGGAUGUAGAUACCUUGUAUCAGCAGUUGAAGAUUAAGUCAUUUGACAUCCAGGAUUGGAAACGUGAGAUGAUUUUUAAGACUAUGUAUCCAAGAUUGGAUGUUGAGGUGUCUAGGCAGAUGAUUCAUUUACUUAAGAGUCCAUUCUGUAUUCAUCCUGGAACCGGUAAUGUAUGUGUUCCCUUUGAUCCUUCAGUGCGAGAGUUUGAUCCGUUCACCGAUGCCCCAAAUUUAUCACAGCUAUUUAAUGAGGAUGAGACUAAGUGGGAAAAUACCUCUUUGAAGGCUCCAAUAGAGUUGUUCAACAACUACGUGAAUCAACUAGUCAACGAUGAGGUUAAGGAAAAGAGGACCAGGGAUGAAGUUAAGGACAAUUUGGAGUUCUAG